Phytophthora infestans T30-4 is the source of this 459-nucleotide messenger RNA. RefSeq lists its product as uncharacterized. NCBI's taxonomy places the organism in Eukaryota, Oomycota, Peronosporomycetes, Peronosporales, Peronosporaceae. Bases 1 to 459 code for a protein of 152 amino acids. The transcript is spliced from 2 exons. The record is from RefSeq and is a predicted model, not a curated record.
AUGACGAACAACUCAAGCGAACCGGUGGCUCGACGUCUCGUAGAAGGCCUGAAAUGCAACUUAGAUCUCUAUAAUGAAUAUAUCGAGUCCGAUGAGGGGCAGGAUAUCUUCAUCAUGGCUGCACUGUGCGAGUCGCGCAUCGUGUACCUCAAGAACGUUCGCGCUGGAUGGUAUGGGCCAAUUCCGCAAGCGGAUCUUUCCUUGGCCAUGUGUUCAGAGGAGUGUCUGCGCAGCGACGAGUUGCACAAGAAGGCCAUGUCGCUGUCGCGCUGCACAUGCGCUCAAGUAUCCGCCGAUACGUUCGUACGCCAUGAUUUCUGCCUCGAGAAUUCCGCUCGACUACUGUGUACUCAUCUAAGCGAAUGUGGGCACUGGGGCUGCCAACUUGAGGAUUUCAACUGUCUUCGAUACGAAUGGGAUCACUUAUAUCCAUCGCUCACUGCGUCAUGGUUAGCAUAA